This is a messenger RNA of Cinclus cinclus, 4191 nucleotides long. RefSeq names its product fragile X messenger ribonucleoprotein 1 (gene FMR1). The record is from RefSeq and is a predicted model, not a curated record. The transcript has 15 exons. The coding region runs from base 88 to 1785 and encodes 565 amino acids. Lineage: Eukaryota; Metazoa; Chordata; Aves; Passeriformes; Cinclidae. Gene Ontology annotation, cellular component: dendritic filopodium; axon; growth cone. Gene Ontology annotation, molecular function: translation regulator activity; mRNA 3'-UTR binding; protein homodimerization activity. Gene Ontology annotation, biological process: regulation of filopodium assembly; regulation of mRNA stability; central nervous system development.
CACACACCGCUCCUCCCCCGCCUGCGCCGGCACAGAGAAAGGGAAGGGAGGCGGCGCCGGGCCUGGGUCUCCCGCACCGCGCACAACAUGGAGGAGCUGGUGGUAGAGGUGCGGGGCUCCAACGGGGCCUUCUACAAGGCAUUUGUAAAGGACGUGCAUGAAGAUUCAUUAACAGUUUCAUUUGAAAACAACUGGCAACCAGAGAGACAAAUCCCAUUCCAUGAUGUGAGGUUCCCACCACCUGCAGGUUAUAAUAAAGACAUAAAUGAAAGCGAUGAAGUAGAGGUUUAUUCCAGGGCAAAUGAAAAAGAACCCUGCUGUUGGUGGUUGGCUAAAGUGAGAAUGAUAAAGGGUGAGUUCUACGUAAUAGAAUAUGCAGCCUGUGAUGCUACAUACAACGAAAUUGUCACAAUUGAGCGUUUGAGAUCUGUGAACCCCAAUAAACCCGCAACAAAAGAUACUUUUCAUAAAAUCAAACUGGCAGUUCCUGAAGAUUUAAGGCAAAUGUGUGCCAAAGAAUCUGCGCAUAAGGACUUCAAAAAGGCAGUUGGAGCUUUUUCUGUAACGUAUGAUUCUGAAAACCACCAGCUUAUUAUUUUGUCAAUCAACGAUGUAACCACAAAGCGGGCGAACAUGCUGAUUGAUAUGCACUUUCGGAGUCUUCGCACCAAGUUGUCCCUGAUACUGAGAAAUGAAGAAGCCAGCAAACAGCUGGAGAGUUCUAGGCAACUUGCAUCCCGGUUCCACGAACAGUUUGUAGUACGUGAAGACCUAAUGGGUUUGGCCAUUGGCACUCAUGGUGCUAAUAUUCAGCAAGCCAGAAAAGUCCCUGGAGUGACUGCCAUUGAUCUUGAUGAAGAUACUUGUACAUUCCAUAUUUAUGGAGAGGAUCAAGAUGCGGUGAAAAAGGCAAGAAGUUACCUUGAAUUUGCUGAAGAUGUCAUACAAGUCCCAAGGAAUUUAGUAGGAAAAGUAAUAGGAAAAAAUGGAAAACUGAUUCAGGAGAUAGUGGACAAAUCUGGCGUUGUAAGAGUGAGAAUUGAAGCUGAAAAUGAUAAAAAUAUUCCACAAGAGGAGGGAAUGGUACCAUUUGUGUUUGUAGGAACCAAGGAUAGCAUUACUAAUGCAACUGUUCUUCUGGAUUAUCAUCUUAAUUAUUUAAAGGAAGUGGACCAGCUGCGUUUGGAAAGAUUGCAAAUCGAUGAGCAACUGCGGCAGAUCGGAGCUACUUCCAGGCCCCCCCCGAACCGCACGGAUAAGGACAAAGGGUACAUGACCGACGACGGGCCGGGGCUCGGCCGCGGCAGCCGCCCCUACAGAAACCGCGGGCACAGCCGGCGUGGGCCAGGCUAUGCUUCAGGAACUAAUUCUGAAGCAUCAAAUGCUUCUGAAACAGAGUCUGAUCACAGAGAUGAGCUGAGCGAUUGGUCGGCGGCCCCGGCGGAGGAGGAGCGGGACAAUUACCUGCGCAGGGGGGACGGGCGGAGGCGUGGCGGCGGCGCCAGAGGCCAAGGCGGGAGGGGGCGCGGAGGAUUCAAAGGCAGUGAUGAACAGUCGCGAACAGAUAACCGUCAGCGUAACUCAAGAGAGGCAAAAGGGAGGACAGCAGAUGGGUCUCUUGAGAUCAGAAUUGACUGCAAUAAUGAGAGAAGUGUCCACACUAAAACAUUACAGAAUACCUCGAGCGAAGGCAGCCGGCUGCGGGCAGGCAAGGAGCGGAACCCGAAGAAGGAGAAGACGGACAGCGCAGACGCUCAACAGCCGCUGGUGAACGGAGUCCCCUAAACUGCAUAACUCUGAAGUCAUAUUUCCUAUACUGUUUCAGUAAUUCCUAUUCCAUGUUAGAGAAACUUGUUAGGCCAAAGACAAAUAGUAGGCAAGAUGGCGCAGGGCAUGAAAUGAACAUAUGUUCUCUGUUAGCCUUUUUUAACAUCAACAGUAUGCAGUUGUUUUCAGAAUAAGAAGUUACUCAAAUAUUUGCAUAAAAAUACCUGAACUUCUGAAAAUCGCUUCCAAGUACAUAUUGCAGUUCAAACGAUGAAAGAUUCUUUUUUUGUUUGUUUUACAAAUACUGAGCUGUGCAUUGGUAAACUUUCUGUUCAGUUGUACCAUUUUAACACAUCGGGUCAAAUUCACUGCUCAAUUUCAAUUUUCAGAAUAAAUAGUGUUUGCAGUAAUCAAAUUGGCUUCUGUUUUCAAUCUAACUUACCAGUUCUUCAUGAAAUGCUAUGUCGUUUUAUGUCCUGUGUCAGUUCACAUUGCGGUCCACCUUUUUCAAUAGUUUGGUGGACCCUGAAAUCUGUGUGAUGUAACAAUUGUCAUUUUCAUUAGCAAAAAAGUUGUAUGAUCUGUGCCUUUUUUAUAUCUUGGCAGGUAGGAAUAUUAUAUUUGGAUGCAGAAAUCAGGGAAGAUGAGUUGGUAACACUAAAUGUAAAAUAUAUGUAGCAAUCCUUGUCAGACGUUAGUACUUUAUAGACAAGUGCAUGCUUUCCAUAAUUUUUUCCCUACAUAAACAUUCAGUUAGGCAGUUAUAAGAAUAGGAAAUUUAUUUUGCACUGAAGAUUUGGCAAAUAGUGUUAUUGAAAAAGGGGUGUAAUUUUUUUCUUUGUAGGCAGUACAUAAGCUUUUUUUUUAAAAAAAUAAAACUAAAAAAAAAAAUCUUUCCAUUGUGGAAAACUAAAAAACUCAUUGUUACUGAGGGAACAAGUGUAACAUGUUCACAAGCUAGUAAUGCGUGCCUGCUGUUUGGCCAGAUGACCAGCCUAAAGCAUUGAUGGUUUUCAACUUCACAACAUUUUUGAAUUGCUUAUUUUAAUUUGGGGACUAUUUCAGGAGAAGUAGGAAGAAAGUCACCACAUUCCAUGCCCUGGCAAGUACAGAUACGGUAGUCGAAAAUAUUGAAGGUAAAACAAAAAUUCUUCAUAUUUUGAGCUGCAAGGUCCUAAUUACCAGCCAAUAUGAAGUUGUCACAGAAUUUGAUCCAAAGUACAGCUGUACACCAGGGAAGAGUGGGAAAUGGUGGGAGGUGCUGUGCUUUCUUUCAUUUCUGAUCACAUGUUAAACUUACUGGGCACAACUGCAUAAGGACCUUCAUUUUAGUCCAUUUUUGUUCAGAUUACUCCAGAAGAGCCACUGUUCAUGUACAGAAUUGUACAAACUUGACCUUGCCUCUGAUGUAUUUUGUGAGUUUUGUUUCUUUGCUUUCUUCAUUUUUUUUUUUCCUUGCAUACAGGUGAGCAUACUAAAACUGGCAACGAACUGCACAUGAUUUAACAAAUAUAAAAAUGUCUUAAAAAGUAUUGCCAAACAUUAAUGUUGAUUUCUAGUUAUUUAUUUUGGGAAUGUAUAGUAUUUGAAAACAGAAAUUGGUACCUUGCACACAUCAUCUGUAAGCUGUUUGGUUUAAAAUACUGUAGAUAAUUAACCAAGGUAGACUGACCUUGUAAUGUAACUGCUCUUGGGCAAUAUUCUCUGUACAUAUUAGCUACAACAGAUUGGAUUUUAUGUUGACAUUUGUUUGGUUAUAGUGCAAUAUAUUUUGUAUGCAAGCAGUUUCAAUAAAGUUUGAUCUUCCUCUGCUAACUGAUGUUGACGCAAUCCUUAUGAAUGAUUGCUGUAAAAAAUCUCAACCGAUAGAAAGUAGAAAGUAUUUCUUUGUUUAGACUUCUACUGUAGCCAUUGUUUAUUUACACAUUUUAGAAAAGUCUCAGAUAUUACCAGAUUCCAAAAAUACACCACCAACUGCUUAGGAAGACACAGUCUCCUCAUGGAGUGGUACGGUAUCUUUUGAGUAGUUGCAGUUCAUGUGCUCACAUUUCUCACACAGUGGUUGAGUUCACUAAGGUGCUAACCCACGUAAAUGUGAAAUUACUAAGCCACAGUCUGACUAAUUGGCUGCAUUCCACUUCCAAGUGGCUUUUGGGAUCAUGACCUUUUUCCAGUAUUUGUGUACUUAACAUAUAUAUCCCUUUUGGUUCAUAUUCUGGUGUUUUUUAAAUGUUUACUAGAUUUCAACAAAUCAACCUGUGAACCUAAAUGUACACUUUUAUUUUGAACAGUCAUGUUGUUACAAAACUGGAAAGUGCAACAAAUGUCUGCUGCUUGAGUUCAGGUCCAUCCUUAUUGGUAACUAUUAUAAAGUAUGGUCUAAUGAAUUAAAAUUAUUUUUAAAAUAAAGUUCUUUGAAAGAGU